AUGUCUCUCCCCGAUGAAAAAACAGGGGUGGAAAAGACACCGUCUCCCAUCCAGCUACCCAGAGACUCGCUAUCAUCAUCACAUCAUUCGCGAAACAUCGAUACCAUAAGCGACGAGACGAACAGCCCAAUCACGGAAAAGACAGAUUCACCGCCAAGCGACGACAAUGCCGAGGCUGCCAAUCCCCAAGGCCCUACCCCUAACGGCACCGAAGCGAGCUACAAGCCAGGAACUCUCAAGUUCUGGCUCAUCAUCACCAGUGCCUUUGUGUCCAUGUUCCUCGUUGCUCUGGAUCGGACCAUCAUCUCCACUGCCAUUCCCACAAUCACCGACGAUUUCCACUCCCUCUCGGAUAUCGGCUGGUAUGGAUCAUCGUAUAUGCUUACGACGGCCGCCUUUCAAUUGGUUUGGGGGCGCAUUUACCGCUUUUACGAUCUGCGCUGGACAUUCUUAUGCUGCAUCGUCAUUUUCGAGAUUGGCUCUGCUAUUUGCGGUUCUGCACCAAGCUCGUCUGUUUUUAUUGCUGGGCGUGCCAUCGCAGGAGUGGGCUCUGCUGGCAUCACGACCGGAUCUCUGCUCACUACCAUUGACAUGAUUCCAUUGAGGAAGCGUCCCAUGUUUCAAGCCGCGUUUGGUCUCGUGUUUGGCGUAUCAAGUAUUACCGGCCCUCUGAUGGGCGGCGCCUUUACAGAAAACGUUUCGUGGAGAUGGUGCUUCUACAUCAAUCUUCCCGUCGGCGCCGUUGCCUUCGCCUUUCUCUUCUUCUUCCUGAGACUUCCCAAGAAGACUCACCCUUCCGCCACCAUCAAGCAGCAGAUCCUUCGUCUCGACCCUCUCGGCACCUUCUUCUUCAUCCCGUCUACGGUAUGCCUCUUGCUUGCCUUGCAAUGGGGAGGAUCAAAAUACGAGUGGAGCAACUGGAGAAUAAUCUUCCUCUUCAUCAUGUUUGGAGUGACUGCUUUGGCAUUUGCCCUUGUUCAAGUCAAGAUGCCCGACACCGCGUCGCUACCUCCCAAGCUCAUUAUUCGGAGGACCAUGCUUUCUGCCACAUUUUACAUGCUCUUUAUUGCAGGCGCCAUGAUGCUCUUGGUUUACUUCAUUCCUCUGUGGUUCCAAACUACGCAUGGCAUCAGUCCCGUGAGAUCUGGCAUUUAUACACUCCCACUUGUUCUGAGUCUCGUCGUCUCCGUCACCAUAUCUGGAUUUAUGACCCAGAAGAUUGGAUACUAUUUGCCGGCUUUAAUCAUUGGUCCCUGCAUAAUGGCCGUCGGCGAAGGCCUUCUAUACACAUUGAAGCCGAGCUCUGGAUCUUCUGAAUGGAUUGGUUACCAAUUUCUCGCCGGGUUUGGUCUGGGGUUUGCAUUCCAGACCGCAAAUCUUGCAGUCCAGGCGACAAUUCCGAACAAGGAGAUCCCUACCGGGGUUUCCAUUCUCUUCUUUGCCCAGCAACUUGGAGGUGCCAUCUUUGUUUCCGUCGGCCAAACAGUGUUGAACACCUUGCUCGUUUCUCACCUGGAGGGCGUGCCCGGACUAGAUCCCGCGAAGAUCAUCACGACUGGUGUGACUGAGCUUCAAAAUGCUGUUCCUCCGCAGUAUGUUUCGGUUGUGAUUGAUGCAUACAAUUACGCGUGUACGCACAUCUUUAUUGCUGCAUUGGCGUUGACUUGUGCGCAGCUGGUUUGCGGCUGUUGCGUGGAAUGGGGAACCGUCAAGAAGCCAGAGAACCAGCAAGGAAAACCACAGUGA
This is a messenger RNA of Trichoderma aggressivum f. europaeum, 1746 nucleotides long. RefSeq lists its product as uncharacterized. The transcript has 4 exons. The record is from RefSeq and is a predicted model, not a curated record. Gene Ontology annotation, molecular function: transmembrane transporter activity. Lineage: Eukaryota; Fungi; Ascomycota; Sordariomycetes; Hypocreales; Hypocreaceae. The coding region runs from base 1 to 1746 and encodes 581 amino acids. Gene Ontology annotation, cellular component: plasma membrane. Gene Ontology annotation, biological process: transmembrane transport.